Messenger RNA from Xiphophorus hellerii (green swordtail), 2683 nucleotides. RefSeq lists its product as uncharacterized. Gene Ontology annotation, molecular function: protein dimerization activity. The record is from RefSeq and is a predicted model, not a curated record. The transcript is spliced from 3 exons. The coding region runs from base 561 to 1826 and encodes 421 amino acids. Lineage: Eukaryota; Metazoa; Chordata; Actinopteri; Cyprinodontiformes; Poeciliidae.
CUGAAGGGUUCCUGGAAUACAAGGCAGGGCAACAGAGUGAUGUCACACAGCCAACAAUAUCGUUAUUUACACAGAAAGUGCAGCUCUACAGCCCACAAUCGCCAAGGCAGCAAGCCAUCAGUGAAGCCAUUGUUCAAGAUUUGAUCAUUGGAUGUUGUCUGCCCCUCUCCCUCGUGGAAAAUGGACACUUUAAACACUUUCUUGAAGUCCUGGACAGUAAAUACACACCAAUCUCUAGAAAAACAGUUUCUGAGAGACGAAUUCCAGAAUUGGUCAGAAAAGUCAAGGAAACUGUCUUGGAGAAACUGAAGACCCAGUCGUCUGUGUCAUUAACAACUGACCUUUGGUCUGAUCGCAGGCUACGCUCCUUUCUUGGGGUGACUGCCCAUGUGUGCUACAAAUCUAAAGAUUGCUAUGCACUUGAAUCCUACCUGCUGGACUGUAGGCGUUUUACAGGGAGGCAUACUGGAGAGCACAUUGCGUCUGCCUUUGAGGAGAUCACUGAGGAAUAUGGUAUUCGUGACAAAAUUAGCUAUAUCAUAACAGACAAUGCACCCAAUAUGAAAUGUGCUUUCAAAGUACACAUGCCCCAGCAGCAAUCUGAUGACAGUGAGAGUGAAGAGGAUAAUUUAGAUGACGAGCACUUGUGGGAGGACAUUAAUUCAGAGGAAGACAUUGACUUACCAUGGUCAUCUGGUGAACGUCUUUCCUGCUUUGCACACUCUCUCCAGUUAGUUGUGCAUGAUGGUAUGAAGGAGGUCAAGACCAUUUCUCGCACCAUAGCAAAAACGUCAAAGUUCGCAACCCUUUUACAUAGCAGCUCACAAUUUAAAGAUAAGUUUGAGGCUGCAUUUGGCACCAAUAAAAGUGUUCCAGCUGCAAAUACAACUCGUUGGAACAGUACAUUUAAACAAGUACAGGCCCUUACAACUCUAGAACACAAAUCACUCAGUGAAAUGUGCAACAAAGACUAUGAGGAUGUCGUGUUCAGUGCGCGGGAGUGGAACCAGCUAAAGGAGCUAUGUAUAGUUCUUUCUCCAUUUGCUGAAGCAACAGAGCUGACCCAAGGGGAAAGAUCAGUGACUAUUAGUAUGGUGGUUCCAACUGUACUGGACUUGAACACACACCUCCUCAAGAUGGAGGAGACCCGAAUGCAGUGCCGGCCGUUGGUCAGAGCCCUCCAGCAGUCUCUGGUGAAAAGAUUUUCUGGAAUCUUUACAAAAACAAACAUGGCCAAAGACAGUGGAAGAGAGGAACCUUUUAACCAUGAUGUGUACUUCUUUGCUGCCAUGCUGGAUCCACAGUUUGGCUUAAGCUGGGUGGAUUUAGAUGUUACCAACGGAGGUAAUGCAGCAUCGGUGAAGAAGUUCAGAGAUGAACUUAAGAAGACACUGACAGACACAUUGAUCUUUGGGGUGGAGAACAUGGAGAGUACAGAUGACAAGUGCUCAGAAGCCAUGAAUGUGGAUCCAACCAGUCAUUCGCCACCAGCCAAAUGCCCUCGACUUCUGUCACGCUACAAGGCACAUAAGAAGCACAGCUCCUCUGUCCAGAAUUCAAGUAUUGCAACACAAUUAAACAGACACUUUAAUGAUAUAAGAGACUGUGACAGUGACAAUGCUCUUGCCUUCUGGGGAGAAAACCAGUCCAAAUAUCCUCAACUGCACAAUUUGGCUUUGAAAGUGCUAUCCGUCCCUGCCUCCUCUGCACCAGUGGAAAGGGUUUUUAGUCGAGGAGGCAUUGUAAUGAGACCCCAUCGUGCACGUUUAGGUGCAAAAAUGCUGCAGUCUCUAAUCUUUCUGAAGUGCAAUGAAACCUUACUUUAAACUAAUUUUAUGUAUCACCUACUUUAUUUCAACCACUGUUCAACUACAUGGUUAUCCUUGUUCUCGAGUUUUGCCAUUGACGUUUUCUAAAGCUUUGGCGUAUUAUGAAACUGCUUCCAGUUGUAUAAUUUUAUUUUUGAAACGCAUGCAGUUGGGCCUCUAAAUGUCAGAUUUCUUUAUUAUGUAUGUUAUGUAUAAGUUGCUACAUCCAUUCAACAGCAGAGUUAAAGAUGCAGUAUGUAACUUUGUUAAAACAAAAAAAUAUCUUUGUAAAAGUUAUAUAGUUUUUUUUAUAUAUUUAUGUCACUAUGUUGUGUCAGUAUGUUAUGAGACCGACAAGCUGUGAAAAUAUUGAGCUCCUCUGCCUUUUCUCCAUGUUCCCAGUGCUAACUGGAGAAAUACACUGCUUGGUCAAAAACAAACCAUCUGAUCCAGCAAAAGGGUCUUAGAACUGAUAAAAGUCAGUCAUGUUUUUGUGCACGUAUUUCAAUGGGGUUUGUAUUUCUGCAGAUGGCAGUAGUCGCUCAGGGAGGAAGUGAAGGAGAUCAAUCUUUUUUUCAACAAAUUAUCUGUCUCAUAACAUAUUGUCACAACUUGGUGAUAGAUAUAGAUUUAUUUAAGAAAAGUUAUAUAAUGUAGCUAUAAUCUGUAUACGAGAGAGAAACGAGAGAAAUGAUUGGCAUUUUUUCAGUUUUACAUAUUUGCACAUGGUUUUGAAAUAGCACAUUUAAAAACAACAUAAAUGUAUGUACUGUUCAUGAAAGGCAGAGAAAAUACUAUUUUGAUCGACUUUGAUUGUUUGAAAUUCUGUGAUUACAACAUAGAAGUACUAAAUAAAGAUGUUUAUGUUUAUUCCA